GCUCAGCCUCCGUGUGAGUAGGUGGUGUGAACACAGCUCCGCCAGUCUUAAAAAGUUUACUUUGUAUGAGAGAAGCAGCCAACAGAGUGUGAAUAACCCAAGACAAACAAGAGUGAACGAGAGAGAGACUUGUUUUCAAUUGGUAUUAGGCAUCGGAGCCGAGUGAGGUCAGCCAAUCGAGAAGAAACACGUAAUUACAGUGACAUGGAAUAAGCCCCCCUCCCCCCCGCUACAACGACCAUCUCAUAUAACGACGAAAGAAAAAAAAUCACCCGAAAAUAACUUUAAAUAACCCGGGAAACAUUCCAAAAAUUAAUCAGUUUGAGUAAUUCUUUAAAUCUUUCAUCACCUUAAAAAAAAUUAACGAGUGUAAAUCUAAAUUGACCUAAUAAUCUACAGACGAAACCUUACGAGUUUAACGAUAUCUUACGAGUGAGAGAGAGAGAGAGAGUGAAGGUUCGGUCAGUCAGUCAGUCAAUCAUGGUGUCAUCACGGAAAACAUCAGGGGUAAUGAGCGUGCGGCGGCCUUGUGGUAUAAGUAAAGCCACCGUGAGCGGCCUCCAGGUAACGUUCCUCUGGGUGACUUACCUCCUCCUCGGCUCUCUCGCCAUCAUGUACAUGGAGCAGGAGGAGAAUAUCGUCAGCACCACCAUAGAUCAUCACCACUGGGCCAGAUUUAAAGAGUUGGUGGCGGCGGGCGAGGUGGUGGAGGAGCUGCAAGUGUUGAAGAGUCACCUGCUUGACCUGUGUCCUCACCCUAUCUUAAACCACACGUUUGGUCUGCUGGCUAACGGCACAGAGCCCGAAGAGCACGACACUACUUCCACACUUUCUCCGUUGUCGACUGCUUUUCAGCAGAGGGCAGGAAUGGGCGAUGACUGGCAGGCGCGGGUGGAAGAGGAAUGCCAGGAGAGCCUCAGGAUAAUCGCCGAAGUCACUGAGACUCACACGUGGACAUUUGUCGACGCUAUCUACUUCACCAUGACCGUUGUGACUACCAUAGGUUAUGGCCACAUUUGCCCUGUGUCACGGGUGGGCAGGAGGUUCUGUGUGCUGUAUUCCAUGGUGGGUGUACCCCUCACCUGCAUUCUCCUUGCUAAGUCCUCAGAGAUGCUCUCCAACCGCAUGCUCAAGCUCUACACCACUGCCAAGAAGCGUCACCAAAGACACCAGAAGGCGCUGCUGUACGGCAUCACCUUAGUGUACUUGAGUGUGGGCUUCAUCGUGUUCAUGUUCCUGCCAUCUGUUGUGCUGUCCAAGCUGGAGGACUGGAGCUACGAGGACUCCCUCUACUUUACCUUCAUUACUCUCAGCACUAUUGGCUUCGGAGACCUAAUUGCAGGUUACAAUGAGGACGUCCAGUACCAGGACUUCUACAAAUUAUGCAUUGUAGUAUGGAUCAUGUUAGCUCUUGGCUACUGGUUUUUGCUCCUCAAUUUCCUCCAGAAGGCACUGAAGAAGAAUGUCCCUAAUAAGAUUAAGAAAUCAAUCAGAAGGUCUACAAGAAUGAAGAGGCAGUCAGAGUUCUUCAGACAACUGGUUGGCAAGCUUCGCCCAUCAAAAUUUAGCAGUCUAAGUGAGACCGGGAUUGCCCCCAAUCUUGUUCAUAAGUUAAAAGUGGUAUCCCAGAGGGUUUGUACAGGUCAGGAGAAGAAUGAGACAGAGAGUGACACUGGGGUGGUGGCACUCAUGGUUGAGGUGGCUGAUGCUCUUGACGCCAUUAGACCCUCACGACCUAAGUCCCGCAAGCCCAGCCUUUUGCCCGAUGCUGAAGCAGGCACAGACAACUCACAAGCUGACUUGUCCCUGACUCUGUCUCAACUACUGGAUGUCAGUGUAAUUGUCAGGUCAGACACCGUUCCAGGUAUCAGAAGAUUAAUUGCACAGUCUCCACAUAAACUUGAAUUUACAAAAACUUUGUUUGGUAUCUUUGAUGGGGAAGUAUUUACUUCAGAUGAAACACCCCAGUCAGAAAACAUUGUACCCAGCCAGCCUAAUGAAGUUACCCUUCCACUUCGGGAAGUGUUGAACUUAGUCACCCUUGUUAAAUCAAUUGAAGAUGAAGUGGCUGCAGCAGGUACCACAAGUAGCAGCAGCUCUCUUCAAGAUGACAUAAACUCUCCAACGAGCUCUCUUCCCUCGACCAUCAACUCAAUGGAUCAAAGGGAUUUUAUGCCUCUCCUGAAAGACAGCUUCUACAAACCACCAAUCAAGCACAUCAAACUGUGCCCACCAAUUAGGCGACUCAGUCAGAAGGAAGAGGAAGAGCUUGAGGAAACCUUACAAGCAUUUUAUAACUACACUGAUGCUGAAGAGUCUGACACAGAAGGCGAGAGAGACAGCCAGGUGGAGGAGGAGGAGGCUGUAAAUAUUAACCUAGCAUGACAACAUGUUUAGCCUGGUCACCAUGGCAGCCAUUAAGUGUUCACCUGCAUCUAAAAAAGAUCUGCUCUGAGAAUCUCCAAAUUCUUGUAGUACUAUCCUAAACAAGGUCUACUUUGUGCCUCAGCAUGUAGAAAUGUCCACAAAAUAUCUACUAUUCCACAAUUAAUGGUACUUGUAGUUGGAUAUAUUCCUUGUGGAGUACCCUGUACUUCAGAACUGCCUUUACACUUUCCUAAUACAAGCGUAGCUUCUUUUGAUGGAAGUUGUAAAGCUCACUUUAUAAAUAUUUUUACCACCAAUGAGUUCCAUACACAUAUCUGGUCGUAUGUGUAUUGUGAACGAGAAGAAAAACAUCUGUCAUAUCCUCAGGUAGAGGAACAGUAACACUUUCUCACACAAUUAUUAAUUCUUUUGAUUGUACUGUAUAUUUAAAGAAUAAUUUAUGUCUUCCUUAACACUGUCUUUACACAAUUGUAAUUUUGACUUCUAAGUAACUUCACAUUUACAAGUGAAUAUGCAAUGGGUACUUGUAUUCAUUCACCUGUCUUCAGACAAGGCAAUUCCCCUAAAACAAUUACAAAGUGAUGACACAGUAUAACUACAGUUUAACAAAACAGAUGUCAUAGCUUAAUUCAAGUCUUGAUCUAUUUAGCAUUAUAAAUUUUGAUAUUUUAAACUUUUCCCAAAAAAUAUCCUGUUGCUUACUCUCAUAUAAUGUUUGGGUAGCAUGUCAUACAAUUUAUAUCAUUAAUACUCUCUUUGUGAUCAUAACAUAUCACUACUG
Homarus americanus (American lobster) is the source of this 3169-nucleotide messenger RNA. RefSeq lists its product as uncharacterized. Lineage: Eukaryota; Metazoa; Arthropoda; Malacostraca; Decapoda; Nephropidae. Gene Ontology annotation, cellular component: membrane. Gene Ontology annotation, biological process: potassium ion transmembrane transport; stabilization of membrane potential. Gene Ontology annotation, molecular function: potassium ion leak channel activity. The transcript is spliced from 11 exons. The coding region runs from base 481 to 2385 and encodes 634 amino acids. The record is from RefSeq and is a predicted model, not a curated record.